Molecule: messenger RNA, 2982 nt
Organism: Nicotiana attenuata
Lineage: Eukaryota; Viridiplantae; Streptophyta; Magnoliopsida; Solanales; Solanaceae
Exons: 1
Coding region: 1-2982 (993 amino acids)
Biological process (GO): DNA integration
Molecular function (GO): nucleic acid binding
Source: RefSeq, a predicted model, not a curated record
AUGAGUAAUACUAAUACUGAUCCCACAAGUCCUCUUUUUGUCCACUCUUCCGACAUUCUUGGUGUGUCCCUCGUUCCUGUUCCCUUUUCGGGUAGUGGUUUUUGGGGAUGGAAAAGGAAGAUGAUAGUGGCCUUAUCAGCUAAGAAUAAAAUAGCUUUUGUUGAUGGUACGUGUCCCCGACCAACUACCACUGUCGUUGAACAAAAGUUGUGGGACAGGUAUAACAACAUGGUGAUUUCCUGGUUGACUGCCUCUCUAUCUCCUAACAUAGCUGAGAGUGUGCAGUAUUCUGAAACUGCACAGAGUAUAUGGGCACAAUUGCAAUCCAGAUAUGGUACAGCUAAUAGGACCAAAAUUUUUGAACUUAAAAGAGAACUUACCCAUACUUCUCAAGGUCCUCUAGACAUAGCAUCAUACUUUAAUAAACUGAAAGGGUUAUGGGAUGAAUUGGGGGUAAUGUGUACUAACCAUGGUCAAAGGUGCACUUGUGCUGCCAAACCUGGGAUCAUACAGGAGGAUGAAGAGAAUAGGUUAUUCCAAUUCCUCAUGGGCUUAAAUGAGACAUAUAUGGGGGUAAGGAGCAACUUGCUUAUGAUGCAACCUCCUCCUAGUCUUGAUUGUGCCUAUAAUAUCCUCCUCAAUGAUGAGAAACAAAGACAAGUCCAAUCAAUUUCCCAAUUCAAUCCUGAUUCUAUGUCCUUCAAUGUUAAUACAAACAACAAGCCUGGUUUUACUUUUAGGGUGAAUCAAGCUGCAGUACCCAAUUCCCCUCCUCUUAGGCAGUAUACUCAAAGAGUUAACUUUGACCAGACUAAAGCCUCCCUGUUCUGUAGAUACUGCAAGAAAUCUGGACACUUAAUUGAUAAGUGUUACAAGCUUCAUGGAUACCCACAAAGCCCUAAAUUCAACAAAGGAAAGAAAGCUGCUGCUCAUGCCACCAUUGGCUCUCAGCUUAACUCUUCUGAGGAGCACACAUCUGACCUUGUUGGAAAUCUCACUGAGAGUCAUCAGUCUGCUCCAAAUGUUGAUGGUCAAGGGUCUGUGAUUCCAGGUCUGAGUAGGCAACAAUAUCAACUGAUAACUUUGCUACAACAGACUCAGUUGGGAGAUUCCAAUGCUCAGGCUCCUAAUCUCAUGUGUUCUGCCAAUUUUGCUGGUACUAUACUAACUGAGAGCCCUGUUUCUGAUUCCAAGCUUUGUAUGCUUACUAAAAUUAACUCUAUCACCUGGAUAAUAGACUCAGGAGCUUCUGACCACAUAACAUCUAAUAAAAGCUUACUCUUUAAUAUCACACCCUUAGCCAUACCUUACCUUGUAACUCUUCCUAAUGGAUACAAAGUGAAAGUAACUUCUACAGGAUCUUUUGCUCUGACUCCAUUCAUCACUCUUCAUAAUGUGCUGUUUGUUCCUUCUUUUCAACACAAUUUAAUCUCUGUCCACAAACUGAUAAAACAGUUGCAUUGCAUAGUUUUGUUUACUGCAACUUCCUAUUUUCUGCACAUGUUACAGGCCCCUUCUCUGAGGAUGCCUCUGGAUCUUGGUAAAGAGGAGGCUGGUCUGUACAAGCUUACUUGGGUGCCACCUUCACAUUCUCCUCCUAUUUUUUGCAAAUCUGUUUCUGUGUGUUCUUUGUCUGAUUCAUGUAAACCUGUUUGUUCUUCUAGUUCUAAGUCUCUUGGAUUGUCUUCCAAUGUAAAUAGUUCCAUUUGUAAUAAUGUUGAUGCAAAUGAUAUGAAUCUCAUUUGGCAUUUAAGACUUGCUCACAUUCCUUUCGCAAAUAUGAAACACAUUUCUGUUUUGUCAUCUUCUCUUGCUCCUAGACAAUCAUUUCCUUGUGCUAUUUGUCCUAUGGCCAAACAAACUAGACUUCCCUUCCCUGAUAGCUCCAUCAGUACCACCAAACCUUUUCAACUAAUUCACAUUGACACAUGGGGACCUUACCACACUCCAACCUCUUCUUGUUCAAGAUAUUUUCUCACAAUUGUUGAUGAUUUUUCUAGGGCUACUUGGACACAUCUACUGGGUUCUAAAAGCAAUGCUUUCUCCAUGCUUAAAUCUUUCUUGGCAAUGGUUAAGACUCAGUUUAAUACUACUGUCCAGACCAUUAGAAGUGAUAAUGCCUUGGAAUUAGGUUCCAUCCUUGUUGGUUCUUCCUUCUUCAGCCAACAGGGUAUCAUUCAUCAAACUACCUGCCCCCACACUCCUCAACAAAAUGGUAUAGUUGAAAGAAAACAUAGAACACUUCUUGAGGCAUGUAAAGCUUUACUUUUCCAGUCCAAAUUACCUGUAUCCUUUUGGGGGGAUUGUUUAUUGACUGCUACCUACUUGCUCAAUAGGAUUCCAUCUAGGAUACUCCAAAACAAAUCCCCUUAUGAAGUGUUGUAUGGUAAAACCCCUACUUACUCACAUGUGCCUAUUCCCCAAAGAGACAAACUCAAACCUAGGGCAAUUCCUUGUGUCUUUCUGGGCUAUCCUUUUGCCAAAAAGGGUUACAAGUUGUAUGAUCUAGCCUCUAAGAAAUGUUUUGUCUCCAGGGAUGUAUUUCAUGAGACAUGUUUUCCCUUUGCCACACCUUCUACACCUGUUUCUCCUACUUCUCUCUUUCCACCUCCUACUAUUCCAGCUUCUGAUGAUCAGGAUCCUGGGAUAACUACCUUUGUCCCUGCAAGUCCUCCUAUUCCUUCCCCUGUUUCAAACUCAUUUAAUCCUGAACUUGUCCCUUCUGCUUCUACUCUAAAUUUUGAUCCUGCCAUUCCUCCUCCUUCCUCCUCCCAACCUGAUCUUAGGAGGUCUACUAGACUUCACAACACUCCUUCUUACCUCAAGGACUAUGUGUGUCAGCUUCCUUCUUUUUCUGGAUCCACUUCUUCUACUUCUCCUUUGGAAUCUGAACCCCUCUAUUACUCUCAAGCUGCUUUAGUUCCAGCAUGGCAGGAUGCCAUGAGCAAGGAAUUUGAUGCAUUGGCUGCCAAUCACACUUGA